This is a messenger RNA of Chiloscyllium plagiosum (whitespotted bambooshark), 1050 nucleotides long. The record is from RefSeq and is a predicted model, not a curated record. Lineage: Eukaryota; Metazoa; Chordata; Chondrichthyes; Orectolobiformes; Hemiscylliidae.
AUGACACCUGUGCAGAAUGAAGGCCUGCGAAUUGGUGGUUACAAGAUUCCAGUUAUAGAGAAUCUGGGGGCGACUCUGGAUCAGUUUGACUGUAUUGACUUCUCUGACAAUGAAAUCCGUAAACUGGAUGGUUUCCCGUUAUUGCGGAGAUUGAAAAGUUUACUGCUGAACAACAACCGUAUCUGUCGGAUAGGUGAAGGUCUCGAGCAGGCGUUGCCCAAUCUGCGGGAGUUGGUACUCACCAACAACAAUUUACAGGAGCUGGGUGAUCUAGAUACGCUUUCAACCAUCAAAUCUCUUACGUUCCUGAGCAUCCUGAGGAACCCGGUAACAAGCAAGAAGCAUUAUCGUCUAUAUGUGAUCCAUAAAGUUCCACAGGUUAGAGUCCUGGAUUUCCAGAAAGUGAAACUGAAGGAACGUCAGGAAGCGGAUCGAAUGUUCAAAGGCAAACGUGGGGCGCAACUUGCAAAGGAUAUUACCAAGAAAACAAAGACUUUCACACCAGGUGCAGGAUUGUCAGGAGAGAAGAAAAAGACUGGUCCUUCUGCACCUGAAGUAGAAGCAAUUAAGAAUGCUAUUGCCAAUGCAUCAACACUGGCUGAGGUGGAGAAACUGAAAGGCAUGCUGCAGGCUGGACAGAUCCCAGGGAGGGACAGGAAGUCUGGUCCUACUGAUGAAGUUGAGGAGGAAGAUAUGGAAGAAGAUCCAGUUACCAAUGGCAAUUAAUAUAUGCUUGUGUUAAGUCCUUGUUUCACAGCCUCCACUUUUGAGGGAGGGUUCCUCAGUUUUGUGUGUUGGUGGAUGAACUCAGGCCUCAACAGGAGCCUGUUUGGCUUUCUAUAUCUCAUUCCCAAUUGGCUGGUAGUAGGUAUAAAGGCAUCUCCACCAGCUAACACUUGUCAGUGCUCACUACAGUAAAUAUUGGUUUCUGUUGCAUUUAUACUGUUGAGUAGCAAAUUCACCCAAAUGUAAUUAUCAUGUUCAGACUAUAAAAUGUAAAUUUUUGUUUGCCAGGCAGUUUUGAUAAUAAACGUUUUUUUUAAGUUUCAA